Rhodofomes roseus is the source of this 522-nucleotide messenger RNA. RefSeq lists its product as uncharacterized. NCBI's taxonomy places the organism in Eukaryota, Fungi, Basidiomycota, Agaricomycetes, Polyporales, Fomitopsidaceae. The coding region runs from base 1 to 522 and encodes 173 amino acids. The transcript has a single exon. The record is from RefSeq and is a predicted model, not a curated record.
AUGCCCUGCUACGCAGUCUCUGUCGACGUCUUCGUGAAGCCUCUGCCCGAGACAGACGUCGAUAACCAGAGAGAGACGUGGAUAGUCGACACCCAGCCUCCUCGCCCACUAACGCGCGGUCACAUCGUGACAGUGCGAACAGUUGACCACGUGAUCGGGGCUGGGCGCAUCUCCAAGACAAUGGCGAUCACGCGACACUGGAUCACGUUGCGCCUAGCAGGACGAAGGGAUGGCUUACAAAUACGAGUACCGAUCCCCUGGGCACGUCUCUGCGACCUAGAUGGAUUCUCUCACACCACCCUCUUCCGAGCGCUCCCGAAGCUCCCUGCCCCGCACCACUCCUUCCUAUCGAAGCCCGCCUUCCAGAACCCCGAUCAUAACCCAUACGAAUUUGACAUCUCGCCAAACGCCACAGCACGCUCUCGCGCUCGACUGGAGAAAGACACCAAGACUAGAGAGCUUAUGGAGUCUCUCUCGCAAGAGAGCGAUGUUAGAGCGGACUACGGCGAGAGUACGCCAUGA